Molecule: messenger RNA, 747 nt
Organism: Parnassius mnemosyne (clouded apollo)
Lineage: Eukaryota; Metazoa; Arthropoda; Insecta; Lepidoptera; Papilionidae
Source: the annotation of a GenBank genome assembly
AUGGACACUCAGGACAUAGCGAAAACCGCUUUUAAUGUAGAGCAUGGCCAUUUCGAAUUCCUUCGCAUGCCAAUGGGCCUGAAGAACAGUCCAUCUACGUUCCAAAGAGUUAUGGACAAUGUCUUAAGGGGGCUACAAAAUCAUAUAUGCCUUGUAUAUCUAGAUGACAUAAUUGUGUUCAGUACUUCGCUCCAAGAACAUAUAGUUAACCUAGACAAAGUAUUUAGUAGACUUCGUGAGUCCAACUUUAAAAUUCAAAUGGACAAAUUGGAGUUUCUCAAACAUGAAACGGCUUAUCUCGGUCAUAUUAUCACCAGGGACGGUAUUAAACCAAACCCCGAUAAAAUUUCGGCUGUACAAAAAUACCCUAUUCCAAAGAAUCCAAAAGAAAUUAAACAAUUUUUAGGCCUUCUCGGUUAUUACAGAAAGUUCAUUCCGAAUUUCGCCCGUAUUACUAAACCAUUUACUCAGUGUCUUAAGAAAGGCAAAAAGGUAACAAUAGACAAUAAUUACGUUAACGCUUUCGAAACAUGUAAGUCUCUUUUGACAAACGAUCCCAUCUUGCAAUGUCCAGACUUUACUAAAGAGUUUAACCUAACGACAGAUGCUUCUAACUUUGCCAUUGGUGCCGCAUUGUCACAAGAUCCAAUAGGAUCCGACAAACCAGUCUGUUACGCUUCUCGUACGUUAAACGAAAGCGAAGUUAAUUACAGUACAAUCGAAAAAGAACUUCUCGCCAUAGUGUAG